UGUCAAUCAGCUGAUUUAUUUUGAGCUAUAACAAUAACAGUAUAUAGUGCAAAAUAAAAGAAAAUUAAAUCGCUACGUUACGUUUUAUAUAAAGUAUAAUAUGUGGCUUAAAGCGUAGUAUCAAAAGUCAUAACAAAAGAAAAAACAUUUUAUACAUAGUCUGUAAGGUUAUAAUGACUGCAAAAAUUCAUAAUCGCCUACAGUUUUUACCAAAACUUUUUAUAAAAGAAAAGUAUUAUUAUUUUCAUAAAAUUCACUCUAGGACAUAUUAUAACGUCCUUUUCUUCGGUUCUGACCUAAUAUCACUUAAAAGCUUACAAAAAGUUAACCAAUUUAAAAAAAGUGAGAACCUCAUCAAGCAGUUGGAUCUGGUUACUGCAAACAGCAGUAAAAGUAAAACAAUCAUUGAAAAAUAUGCACACACAGAAAAUAUACAAUUAUUGCAAUGGCCCAAUUUGAACAUUAUAAAUAAUGAAUACGACAUAGGAAUUAUUGUAGCAUUUGGCCAUUUAAUAAAAGAUGAUGUUCUUAACAAAUUUCCUCUAGGCAUGGUCAAUGUCCACCCGAGUCUACUACCUCGAUGGCGCGGAGCAGCUCCUAUCAUUCAUACACUGCUACACGGAGAUGAAAUCGCUGGUGUCUCUCUUAUGAAAAUUAAACCCAAUAUAUUUGAUGUUGGUGAGAUAAUAAGUCAGCAAAAAGUAUCAAUUUCCAAAGACAUCAAACUACCAGAGCUUACUGACCAGUUGUCAGAUAUUGGUGCCAAUAUGCUUGUGGAGUGUUUGAGAACCUUACCCGAAUGUCUUACAAAAGCAAAACCUCAAAAUAAUGAGGGUGUUACAUAUGCAAAGAAAAUACACAAAGGGAUAAGUGAGGUCCGAUGGUCUGACAUGAGUUCUAGAGAGGUUUAUAAUUUAUACCGUGCUAUAUAUGGAUUAUAUCCACUAAGCACAAAAUUCAGAGACAAACAAAUAAAACUUUUUCAUGCAUUUUUGAUUGACAAAGAUCCUGAAUACACAAACAAAUCUGUUGGAUCUCUAGAAUACUGUGAGAAUACCAAAGCCAUUAGAAUAUUAUGUAAAGACAAAAGAUUCAUAUAUUUUAAAACGCUUAGAAUAUUAGGGAAAAGAGAAAUAUCAGCUUUAGAUUUUUAUAAUGGCUAUAUUAAAAAUGUUGCCUUAGAUAUAAGAAAAAUUGUGAUAUGUUAAAAUGUUAUAAUGAAAUACAUUGUAAAAAAAUAAAUCUUUUAUUAUUUUUACAGAACUAUUUUAAUCUUUAUAUAACUAUAAAAAUUAAAAUAGAUAUAUAGACAUUUAUUCAUUAAAAAUAUUUGUAUCAGGUACAACUAAUAUUUAGUGUAUUUUUUUCUAUCUCUUAAAU
Nymphalis io (European peacock) is the source of this 1380-nucleotide messenger RNA. RefSeq names its product methionyl-tRNA formyltransferase, mitochondrial. The transcript is spliced from 5 exons. The record is from RefSeq and is a predicted model, not a curated record. Gene Ontology annotation, molecular function: methionyl-tRNA formyltransferase activity. Lineage: Eukaryota; Metazoa; Arthropoda; Insecta; Lepidoptera; Nymphalidae. Gene Ontology annotation, biological process: biosynthetic process; conversion of methionyl-tRNA to N-formyl-methionyl-tRNA. Bases 174 to 1208 code for a protein of 344 amino acids. Gene Ontology annotation, cellular component: mitochondrion.